GAACGACCAAAAUCAGCCAGAUCAGCCAAGAUGUCUACGUUCGUGUUAAUCGCGUAAAACAGAAAGGACCCUUUCGUUUGAUUUUCGAGAGGGCAAAAUUGUACGAUUAUAUAUUUCGGACCGGUACGAAUUGUACGGCAAACGGAAGUUUCUUGAAUCUUGGAAAGUGAUCGCAAACGUGUACUGUGAGUCAGAAUGACCGAGGAAGCGCAACAAUCCGAGAGUACUGCACAGAACGAUAGCUGUUCCGUGCAGAACGAUACGCAAAUCAAUUCGUCGGAUGUUGGAAAAGCCAAAGAUAACAAAAAAGAAAAAUGUCGUCCUAUAACGAAGGUGGUGAUCAGAAGACUACCUCCAUCAAUGACUCAGGAUCAAUUCUUAGAGCAAGUCUCUCCACUGCCAGUACACGAUUACUUGUACUUUGUGAAGGCAGACAUGUCCCUUGGCCAGUUCUCAUUUUCUCGUGCUUAUAUUAAUUUCGUGGAGCAACAAGACAUCUUCAUGUUUCGGGAGAAGUUUGACAACUAUGUCUUCUUAGAUUCUAAAGGAGUAGAAUAUCCUGCAGUAGUAGAAUUUGCGCCUUUUCAAAGAUUACCAAAGAAACGGAUGGGCAAAAAAAAGGAUGUCAAAUGCGGUACCAUCGAAAGUGAUUCGUAUUAUAUAAGCUUCUUAGAGAAUUUAAAGAAUCAAGAAAUUGAUUCGAGUGUAGCCCAAUCAAAAACCGAAUAUUCUUAUCAACCACCAGAUAAUACAGUGAAGAAAAUUACUACAACUCCAUUGCUCGAGUACUUGAAACUUCGUAAGCAGGAGAAACAACGUCUUAGGGAUGAGAAGCGUGAGGAGAGACGACGCAGAGAUAUAGAAAGACGGAGAACCAAAGAUGAUCCUGUUAUCUCUAAGGUUUUAAGAAAUCCAGACUUAGAUAAAGAAUUGAGCAAAGAUGAUAAAGAGAAUAAAGAAGAAAGAGAUAAACUCUCACCAAAGGAAUUGAAAAAUAAAAACAAAAGAGACGAGAAAAUAAGGGAGAAAUCAACGCGAGAUCGAGAAAUUAAACCUAUCAUUAAGGGAUAUAGAGACCGAGUUGACGAUAGAAAUAAGGAAAGAGAAAUCAAGCAACGGCGAUACGAUGAGAAAAAGUCAUAUGGUAGACGCGACGAAAGAGAAGAUAGAAGAAUCGAGCUUCGAGACGACAGGAGAUAUGAGAUGAAGGAAGACUUUAGGGAGUCCAGAGACAGAAAGGUGGAGGAAAGACGCGGAAAAAGUUACGAGAAAAUGAGACAAGAGAAGAAAAAGUUAGCCGAAACGAAAAAACAAAUUGCCGAUGCAAAUGGAGAUGAUACAACUUCAAAGAAAGCGAAGGAAGAAUAUGAUACUGUAUCAGAGAAGGAAAAUGGAAAUAGCAAAGAAUCUAUAUAUAAUGGAGAUGAUUUAAGACACAUUAAAGACAACGAAUGUGAGCAACGUAAUACUGCCGACGAUAGGAUAACGAUGGACACAUUACAAAAUUGCCAGGACAGUGUGGAAGAAGGAAACGAUUCGGUCAAUGCAGAUGUCAAUGAUGAAGACGAUUCUGAAGAUAAGGAAUCGAAAGUUGUAAAGAGGCGUAAUUCCCUCGAAAGUGGCGGCGAAGGCGGUGCAGGUGAUGGCAACUGUUUACGACGUCACAAAUCACUAGACGGGGGAGACCAAAGUAAUCUCCAGAAGAAUGAUAACGAGGAGAAAGAGAAGGAUAAGAAAGAUCCACGAAUGGAACGAAGAAUACGAAAUAAGGAUCGCCCGGCAAUGGAGAUUUAUAGACCCGGCAUGGGCAAAUUUAGCAAGCAACGGCUAGAACGUGAGAAAUCCAAUGACGAACGGGCGUCUCUGUCGCAAAGUCCCACACCAAAUCCUAGUGCCUCCUCUGCAACUGGCAAGCCUGGAAAAGUUACUGCCACGGAAGUACGCUCGAUGACAUUCAAACGCAGCGUCACUCGCGACGCAGCGUAAAGGAUUCUCAUUUUCAGGUCUUAUCACUUGGACGUACUUCACCGACAGAUUUACGGAUGACACUUUGACUUCCGCGCGCAGCAGAUUUAAAUGCCUAUAAUUUUCCUCGUCGUGCUGUAUAAAACAUAUCGCGAUCUUUGCUGUGUGUUAAAAUGUUAAUUCUAAAUGUGUAUACUAGAUAAACAUUUCACACAGUCUGAUUAUAUCAUACGUUUCGCAGAUUUCUUUUUUU
This is a messenger RNA of Acromyrmex echinatior (Panamanian leafcutter ant), 2218 nucleotides long. RefSeq names its product UPF3 regulator of nonsense mediated mRNA decay (gene Upf3). Gene Ontology annotation, cellular component: nucleolus; cytoplasm. Lineage: Eukaryota; Metazoa; Arthropoda; Insecta; Hymenoptera; Formicidae. Gene Ontology annotation, biological process: nuclear-transcribed mRNA catabolic process, nonsense-mediated decay; positive regulation of translation. Gene Ontology annotation, molecular function: mRNA binding. The record is from RefSeq and is a predicted model, not a curated record.